This is a messenger RNA of Ichthyophthirius multifiliis, 1070 nucleotides long. RefSeq names its product protein kinase a catalytic subunit, putative. Lineage: Eukaryota; Ciliophora; Oligohymenophorea; Hymenostomatida. Gene Ontology annotation, molecular function: protein serine/threonine kinase activity; ATP binding. Gene Ontology annotation, biological process: protein phosphorylation. The record is from RefSeq and is a predicted model, not a curated record. The transcript has 8 exons.
AUUCAAAAAAAUCAAUAAAUGCAUCUAAAAUAAAAUAAGAUGAAAAAUAAUAAAAAAGGAAUCCCUACGAAGUAACUUUAAGUGAUUUUAUAACAUUAAAAUGUUUAGCUAGAGGUUCUUUUGGAAAAGUUUUAUUAGUAUAACAUAAAGAUACUAAAUAACAUUAUGCUAUGAAAACAUUAAAAAAAGCUGAUAUUAUAAAUAGGAAUCAAAUAGAAUAGGCAUUAACUGAAAAGAAAAUAUUAUAAUUAAGUGAUCAUCCAUUUGUAGUUAAAUUAAAAUUUGCUUUUUAAAAUACAUAUAAUAUUUAUUUUAUUAUGGAAUAUAUGCCUGGAGGGGAGCUAUUUCAUCAUAUUAAAACAAGAAAAAGAUUUUCAGAAAAAACCGUUUAAUAUUAUAGCUCAUAAGUAAUUUUAGCCUUAGAAUACCUUCAUGAAACACUAAAUAUUGUUUAUAGGGAUUUAAAACCAGAAAACAUAUUAAUGGAUUCAUAAGGAAAUAUAAAAUUAAGUGAUUUUGGGCUAGCAAAAAGUUGCGCUCAAAGUACUUAUAGUUUUUGUGGAACUCCUGAAUAUAUAUCACCUGAGAUAAUUAAAUAACAAGGACACGGAAAACCUGUUGAUUUUUGGACAUUAGGAUGUUUUAUAUAUGAAAUGAUUGAUGGUCGCCCUCCUUUUUAAAAUACUUCUAGAUAAGGCUUAUAUCAAGAUAUAUUAGAAAAUAAUAUAAUAUAUCCAAAACAUUUUACAGAAACGGCGAAGGAUCUUUUAACUAACUUAUUAGUUACUGAUCCGAAUUAAAGACUAACUAUAAAAGAAAUUAAAAAACAUUAAUUUUAUAGCCUUAUAAACUGGGAUUAUAUGAUGUAAAAAAGAUAUGAUGCACCUAUAAAACCUGUCUUAAAAGAUUUUGGUGAUACUGGCUAUUUCGAAGAAGCAUCAAAUAAAAUAUAAGAAACUCCCCAAAACGUAAAAAUAACAUAGAAUGAUGCUUUCGAUGGUUUUACAUACAGAGGAGUUGAAAUAACAUAAGUAAUAAAAGAAGAGGAAGAAGAAGAUGGUAAAAAAUGA